Doryrhamphus excisus (bluestripe pipefish) is the source of this 1932-nucleotide messenger RNA. It is a transcript of the gene jun, whose product is annotated as Jun proto-oncogene, AP-1 transcription factor subunit. Gene Ontology annotation, cellular component: transcription regulator complex. Gene Ontology annotation, biological process: regulation of cell cycle; regulation of cell population proliferation; regulation of transcription by RNA polymerase II. Gene Ontology annotation, molecular function: DNA-binding transcription factor activity, RNA polymerase II-specific; RNA polymerase II cis-regulatory region sequence-specific DNA binding; transcription factor binding. Lineage: Eukaryota; Metazoa; Chordata; Actinopteri; Syngnathiformes; Syngnathidae. The record is from RefSeq and is a predicted model, not a curated record.
GUUAGCCUCCACGCUGUACACUUCAGAGUGUAUACAUGUCCACGCGAGGGGAACCACCACAAGACAGCUAGAGACUAAGCUGAAAAAAGUUGGGAAAAACCCCGCGGAUUGUCUUUUUUGAAAAGAAACAAAAUUGGAUAUUUUCGCUACUCUAAAUAAACAACAACAGCCGAUUGAGACCGUGAGACAGAUUCGCGUGUCGAAAGUGCCGUUUCGAAAAGUUUGGUGGGACUUUUUGUCAACUUUGGGAACUCUUCAUCAGCUGACAACCAGGAAAGAGUGAAAAGGGACUUGUUUUUCGGUUUCACUUCUAUGUAUACCAAGAUGGAAACUACUUUCUAUGACGACUCACUCAACGCUUUCUCCCAGCACGAAAGCGCCGGCUUCGGAUACAGCAGCUCCAAGACGCUCAAACACAACAUGACCCUCAACCUGGCCGACCCUACCGGCACCCUCAAGCCUCACCUCCGGGCCAAAGCCAGCGACCUCCUCACGUCCCCGGACGUGGGCUUGUUGAAGCUGGCCUCCCCGGAGCUGGAGCGGCUCAUCAUCCAGUCCAGCAACGGACUCAUCACCACCACGCCGACGCCGACACAGUUCCUGUGCCCCAAGAAUGUCACUGACGAGCAAGAGGGCUUCGCCGAGGGCUUCGUACGCGCCCUGGCUGAGCUCCACCACCAGCACAUGCCGGGUGCGGCCGGCGUGAGCGUCACCUCGGCGCCCCAGAGCGUCAACACUGCCCUGCCGCCUGUGUCGUCCGUAGCUGGGGCGGCUGUCUACAACAGCAGUAACCCGUCAAUGCGGUCGGACUCACCCGUAUAUGAGGACCUGAACACGUUCAACCCGGCCAUAAGCACCGUGUCGGCGCCAAGCUACACCACCUCCGCCCCGAGCGCGUCCUUCCCCAUUUACGGGCAGCCCUCCUCCUCUUCCUCCGCCCAUCUUCCGCGGCUCGCCGCGCUCAAGGAAGAGCCGCAGACGGUGCCCGAGAUGCCGGGGGAGACGCCGCCUCUCUCGCCGAUCGACAUGGAGAGCCAAGAACGCAUCAAGGCCGAGCGGAAGCGCAUGAGGAACCGCAUCGCCGCGUCCAAGUGUCGGAAGAGGAAGCUGGAGCGCAUCUCCCGGCUGGAGGACAAAGUCAAGAAUCUCAAGUCCCAGAACUCGGAGCUGGCGUCCACCGCGAACAUGCUGCGGGAUCAGGUGGCCCAGCUCAAGCAAAAAGUGAUGGACCACGUCAACAGCGGAUGUCAGCUCAUGUUGACGCAGCAGCUCCAAACCUUCUGAGCUCCUAAAGGUUGAACCAAAAUGGACGCUUCCUGUGAGUGGAUGUGCUUCCCGGACUGGGGUGAAGUGGCAGGAAGACCGAGGGCUGUGAAAAAGUACCAUGUACCUAGUACCAUGCACUUGUCCUCGCGGUGGGGCAUCCCGCGGGGGGGUCUGAACUGUGACAGUGUAACUAUGAACCGAUAAUGGAGCAUGGCGACUAAACAAAACUUGUUUCUUCCUGUUUGCCCGUCUUUUCAGAACUGAACAAGACUGAUCUUUUCUUCAGCUCUGCAUGGAUGUGAGCACCGGUAGAGAAAGAAAGACAUUCAGUAUUAGAGGUGACCUUUGAACCUGCAAUAGACUUUUCUUGCUGCAGCCAUAUUGGCCCUCACCAGUAAAGCUGGGCCAGCUCUAAGCGUAUAGAAAAAACUUCUUGAGUUAGUGUCCAACUUUUUUUUUAUUGUCAAGAAGUUUCUAGACAAUUCAAGAUUUUUUUCUAAAGUCAUUUUGAUGGGGUUUCACUCAUUGUUAUAUGUAUAUAAGAGCAACUUGGAGUACUUAUGUUUACCAUUUGUAAUAAGAAUUAUGUAUAAUUUUUUUAUGUUUCCUUUUUUCUGAACACUUGAGAGUCAUAUUUAAGAAAAUAAACCUGUACAAAAUGAAGCA